Messenger RNA from Verticillium nonalfalfae, 687 nucleotides. RefSeq lists its product as uncharacterized. The record is from RefSeq and is a predicted model, not a curated record. The coding region runs from base 1 to 687 and encodes 228 amino acids. Gene Ontology annotation, cellular component: mitotic spindle; DASH complex. NCBI's taxonomy places the organism in Eukaryota, Fungi, Ascomycota, Sordariomycetes, Glomerellales, Plectosphaerellaceae. The transcript has 2 exons. Gene Ontology annotation, biological process: mitotic cell cycle.
AUGUCAGACCCGCUUGACGAUUCGACAACCGACAUCUGGGCGUCCCCGGACCAGAACGAGCCCGCCGAGCGACCCAAGACCCCCAGGACGCCCAAGACACCCAAAACGCCAGUGCUCAGGACACCUGCCAACCAAGACACCGACGAAUACGACCGAGACGCUGUCUUGCGCAAAGAAUUGGAGGGCGUGCGCACCAUCAACGCCUCGAUCGAGGGCAUCAUAAGCACGCUCGAGAAGGCCAAGAGCAACAUGGGUACCGUUUCCAACACCGUCGGCAACGCAUCAACGCUCCUCAACACCUGGACUCGCAUCCUAUCACAGACCGAGCACAACCAGCGCCUCAUCCUCAACCCCCAAUGGCGCGGCGCAACACAGGACAUGCAGGAGAUGGAAGCCGAGGCGCUUCAGAGGCAGCAGGCGGCCGAACGCAAGGCGGCCGAAGACGAGCGCAGGAGAGAAGCCGCCCGUCGCAAGCGCGAGGAGGAAGAGGCCGAACGCACGAGGCCGACGAUUGGCAGGACACCCAGCGUGCGAGGUCGCGGUACAGCACGGGUCAGGUCUCGCGGCACGCGUGGCGCCAUGCACACCCGCGGCUCCAGUAUCUCGGGAACCACAGGGAGCAGGAUCGGCAGGGGCGCCUCAAGCACAAGUACGCGGGCCGGAUCCCGCGGACGGGGCACCACGUAG